Messenger RNA from Anarrhichthys ocellatus (wolf-eel), 2828 nucleotides. RefSeq names its product mitochondrial ribosomal protein S33 (gene mrps33). Lineage: Eukaryota; Metazoa; Chordata; Actinopteri; Perciformes; Anarhichadidae. The record is from RefSeq and is a predicted model, not a curated record. The transcript is spliced from 3 exons. Gene Ontology annotation, cellular component: mitochondrion. The coding region runs from base 402 to 722 and encodes 106 amino acids.
CAAAAAAGUUACACCAGACUUAAAAAUACGGAAAGUCUGUGUUAAUUUAAGUUUUAAUGACGACUUAUUGAUGUAUACAUGUGCAAUUUAUGGAAUAUGGCUCGUGUUGGAAAUAGAAAUACCACUUUACCAUUAAAUAGGAAGUGAGGACAACUAACCAAUCAGCUCCACGGAAAAUGUGUCAUGCGCGAUAGCGCUUGUGAUGGCAGUGUGGUGCGCGUGAAGGUGAAUGUGAGCCAAAACGUUAGUGAACUGAACGGAAUUCUAGUAGUCGUCAUUUAGAGGUUCCUGCGUUUACCGGCCUUUAGUGAGUUUCACUAAAGAACGGCGUGGACGUCCUCUCAGGCUGCAGGUAAGAACCGUCCACUGGUGAAGUCCUCUCUCUGCUCUGCUCAGCGGUCAUGGCCGGCUUGUCCAGCUAUGCCUUGCGCAUGGCCAGACUGAGCGCACAGAUCUUUGGGGAGGUGGUGCGUCCGACAGACUCUAGGUCUAUGAAGGUGGUCCAGCUGUUCCAGGAGCCUCCCAUGGCCAAGAGGAAGGAGGUGUACGACUGGUACCCACAGCACAAGAUCUACUACGCCAUGACCCAGAAGCUCCGGUUCAUGGGGCUGUUCAGAGACGAGCAUGAGGACUUCAAGGAGGAGAUGCGUCGCCUCAGGAAACUGAGAGGAAAAGGGAAACCGAAGAAAGGAGAAGGGAAGAGAGCGGGGAAGAAGAAAUGAGCGGCUUCUUUUUUCUUUCUCUUUGUUAUGCAGGCAGACAACAUUGGACUGUGGACAUGCUCCUUAUUCUGCUCUCCUCAAGGAGGACAGGAAGGACUUGUUGCUGCUCAGGUGCUCUUCUGUAGCCUGACUGACCCCUGACCUCUGACGCCUGACCUCCCAGGAAGAAACAAGAAGACAGACAGAAACUAAUAAUCCUCAUUAUUUUUAGACAUAAGAUUAAAAAUUUCAAUAAAGAUGCAUCUGUUAUUACUAUCACUACUGAUAGUACUGCUACUACUAUAUAUUGCUGCUGAAAAAUGAGUGCUGUUACUACUAUGAAUACCAUUAGUAGACUAUUACUGCUGCUACGGUUGUACUCUUUACAGUAGUAGUAGUAGGACUACUUCUGCUGCUGUAGUACUCUUUAGUAGGACUACUGCUGUUGUACUCUUUAGUAGGAAUAUUUCUGCUGCUGUUGUACUCUUUAGUAGGACUGCUGCUGUAGUACUCUUUAGGACUACUUCUGCUGGUGUUGUACUCUUUAGUAGGACUACUUCUGCUACUGUUGUACUCUUUAGUAGGCUUCUGCUGUUGUACUCUUUAGUAGGCUUCUGCUGUAGUACUCUUUAGUAGGACUACAUCUACUACUGUUGUACUCUUUACUAGGACUGCUGCUAUUGUACUCUUUAGUAGGACUACUUCUGCUGCGAUUGUACUCUUUAUUAGGACUACUUCUGCUGCUGUUGUACUCUUUUGUAGGACUACUUCUGCUGCUGUUGUACUCUUUUGUAGGACUACUUCUGCUGCUGUUGUACUCUUUAGUAGGACUACUUCUGCUGCGAUUGUACUCUUUUGUAGGACUACUUCUGCUGCUGUUGUACUCUUUAGUAGGACUACUUCUGCUGCGAUUGUACUCUUUAGUAGGACUACUUCUGCUGCUGUUGUACUCUUUAGUAGGCUUCUGCUGUUGUACUCUUUAGUAGGACUACUGCUACUGUUGUACUCUUUAGUAGGACUGCUGCUAUUGUACUCUUUAGUAGGACUACUUCUGCUGCGAUUGUACUCUUUAGUAGGACUACUUCUGCUGCUGUUGUACUCUUUAGUAGGACUGCUGCUGUUGGCCCUACUUCUGCUUCUGUACAUGCUUUAAACCCAAAUAAUGACAAUAACCAAUACUAGACGACAUCUAAAUUGAGUCAAAUGUCUAAUAUAUAACUGUGGAACAUUUUUAAUUAGUUAUUCAGUCAGUUAUGAACUUCAUCAUUCGUAAUGUGUAAUAUGAUCUUUGGCUUCACCACUCAGCGUGGAUAACAACAAAACCAGACAAAUAAUUGAGGGCUAACAGAACAUCAACAAACCUGACUUUAGAAGAAAAAGAGAGGACAGAGGGACAAGGACGCCAUGGAAGCAGUAGUGGAAUUGCCAAAACGGGCUUAUAUUUUCAAUUGUACUGUGACGUGAUUAGAUCUUCUACUUCAGUGUGAGUAGAAGUACAACAAUGUAAGUGAUCGUUUGAAAAUACUGUGGUACAUGUAAGAGUCCCGCAUUCAAUACUGUAAAAGUGUGUCACCACGAAGGUACGUAUUUAUAGCAACCUCUCAAUGUUAUAUUAGUGUUGGAUUUUUAACACGGAGGUAUUACUAUAAGCACCAUUUUCAUGUUGUAGCUGGAUGAGGUGAAGCAACCAUUAACUCAUUUUUGAUAUGUUGAUCACCUGUAGGGCUGGCCAAUAUAGAAAAUAUCAAAUACAAUAUUUUUGACCAAUUAUAUCGAUAUUGUACUAAUGCUUUUUUGCAAAAUAUGAACACGUUGAGAUUUUUUGAUAAAUAAUCAUCAGUUAUGUGGACAUAGUGACUAAUUGUAAAAGACAAAUAACAGAAUAAUCUGGUAACUUCAGAAAAUGACAUUACUGUAAUUGUUACUGUAAAAUGUUUGUGAUCUUAAUCUGAACUGUAACUACAGCUGUUAGAUAAAUGUAAAGGAGUAAAAGGAACAAUAGUUCCCCAUCAAAUGCAGUUGGGUGGUGGGAGUAUAAAGCAGCACAACAGUAACAUACUCAAAUAAAGUACAAGUAGAACUGUAGUAUUUAAUUAAAUAUUAGCUAAAUAAAUAAUCCAAUACUAA